AUGAUGCUAUGUUUGUUUGCGUUGGCAGUGGCUUACAUUGCCAGUGGUGGGAACUGUAAAUAUUAUGUACAACAUUCUGGAAAAUUAAUAUUAACAGAACAACUAAAUACUAUAUCUAAUCUCCGUGUAAUAAGUGAAGGAGAGUCAAUAAAAUUAGAAACAGAAUAUUUAAUGAAUUUUCCAAUAUAUUGUAUACCUCAUAUGACAAUAGAUAGUAAUAGUAAAAAAAAUAAAAAACCAACAUAUUAUAUAAAACAAGAAUUUCAAAAUUCUUUAUAUUUAUACAAAAAUAAUUUAAAUGUAAUGCCAAUAACAUUCAAUGAUAAAAAUUAUAUAGCUGGUAUGGCAGCUAAUAAUGGAUUAGUUUUAAUUGUCGCUGAUCUUGAUAUAUACAAAGCUGAUGAAGAAAAAAAAAAAAUUUCAAUGGUUAGCAUUAAUGAUUCAAAAUAUGACAAACUAUUUAACAAUGAUGAAAUGUUUUAUACAGGAAUAAUAUCUGAUGUUGUUGAAAAUCAAUUUUUUUUGAUAUGUACAAUAAAAAGUAAAUAUUUCAUUGCUCAUAUAAAAUAUGAUGAAAAUAAAGGAUAUAUAACCAUAUUAAGUAUUAUUGAAAAAUUAAAUGGAAAAAAUUUAUCUGUUGUUAAUUCAAUUAGUAUUGUAGAAGACAGAUUAUAUGUCGUUGAGAAUGCAGAAAAUGUUUAUCAAGCUGUAAUUGAUAGAAAAAAUGUAAAAAAUAAUGCUAAUUUAAAAGGUAUUAAAAUAUAUUCUUUUGAAAAAAAGAAUGAAAAAAUAUUAGGAUUAAGUUCUAAAACGAUCACUAAUCCAAUGACAAACAAUCUUAGUGAUUAUAUAAUUAUUAAUACAAAAAAAAUAUCUCAAGAUAAACCCUCUUCUGAAAAUUGUAUAUACCUAGCAAGUGUAAAUAUAAAUAAUAAUAAAGAAAUUGAAAUAUUUAAUAUUAUAGAUAUGUAUAGUUCUGAUAUGAAUCCAAUGUAUUUUAGUGUUUAUGAUAUAUAUUUAUCUAUGGAUAGUCGUAAAGAUCCAGGAGAGCAAAAAUUAUGGAUGAAACAAUUAAAAAAUAAUAAACCUAAAUAUUUUAAUAUUCCUAAUAAAAAUAUUAAUGAAAAUAAAGAAAAUGUUGAAGAUCAAAAAUAUAUGUUAGAUAUAUUAUGGACAAAUCAAUUUAAUUGUACAAUAAAUAAAGGAAGUUUAGAUCUUCGUGAUGUUAAAUCGGUUCCAAAUAAUGAUAUAAAAAAAUUAACAUUAAAAAAAAUAAAUAAUCAUUUAUCAACAUCCCCUUAUGCAAUAUGUUCAAGUACUUGUUCUAAAGAAAAUAAAGUUUUUGAUGAAGUUUGUUAUUAUGAUGCUCAAAAUAAUUUUGUUAGUAGUUUAAACCCUUCAGAAAAUUAUAGUGAGGGAUAUACUGGUCAUAUUGUAUUUGAUGGAUUAAAAAAUUAUAUAGCAUUUGAUUAUAAGUCUGUAAAAGGUGUACAUGCAUUAUCAUACCCAUUAGAUAAUAUGAUAUAUAUACAUUUAAAGAAUGGAAAUGUAAAAAUAAAUUUACCACAACCAUUUGGAUUAUCAAUAGAUAAAUAUAAUAGCACAGAUAGUGAACUAAUUGUAUAUGUAGCAUGUAAUGAUGAAGAAAAAAAUUAUAUUAAUAAAUGUGUUGUCAAUCAAAAAGAUAAAUCAUAUCAAUGUUUUAAUGUUUAUAAAAAAACAAAAGAAGAUAAUGAAUUAUUUCAAUAUAUUUCCUAUAUUACCUACUUAACUAAUAAUAAUAAAGAAGAAAAUAAUUAUAUUUAUGUUUCAAAUAAUAAAAAAUCUAUAUAUAAGUUAGAGAAAAAUGGAAAAAAAUGGGCUUCUAAUGAAUGGUUGACUUUAGAAAAACCAAAUCAACGUGUAGGUCCAGUUUCGACAUUACUAAACUAUUUUUAUGUACAUAAAAAUAUGUUAAAUACAAUGAAAACAAAAUUACCAGAAAAUGAAGUAAUACAAAAAUUGGCUACAUCAAAUGAAGAAGAUUUACAUAUAACAGAUGAUGAAUAUAUAUUUUUACAAAAUUCUCAUACAGUUGUUUUUGCUUCUAAUUUUGAUUCAUAUGGAAAAGAAACAGGAUCUCAAAUUAACUUUUAUGCUAGUUUAUUUGAUGAGAAUUAUCAUCAAUCUUUUGAAGUAGAUAGUAUAGUUACAAGUAUUGAAAGCGCAUCAACAAUGAGCUACUACUUGCACGAAUAA
Messenger RNA from Plasmodium vinckei vinckei, 2238 nucleotides. Its product is annotated as translocon component PTEX88, putative. Lineage: Eukaryota; Apicomplexa; Aconoidasida; Haemosporida; Plasmodiidae. The coding region runs from base 1 to 2238 and encodes 745 amino acids. The record is from RefSeq and is a predicted model, not a curated record. The transcript has a single exon.